AUGACUGACACCAAGAAGAAAAGCGUCCUUGUUGUCGGCGCAGGCUCUGUUGGUGCCAUCGCCGCACUAAACCUCCAGGUCGGCGGCCUUGCCUUGGUUACAGUAGCCCUCAGAUCGAACUACAACGCGGUGAAAGAGCAAGGGUACACCAUCGAGAGUUGUGAUCAUGGGUCACUGAAGGGAUUCAAACCGAGUGUUGUUCGCAACACCAUCCCAGAUAUCGUCGCCGAAAACCUUCCACCAUACGAUUAUAUUGUCCUCUGCACCAAGAGCGUGCCAGAUGUCGGGCCAACCUCCGUGGACCUGAUCGCUCCUGCACUGCUAAGGAACAAUACACACACGGCGCUUAUCCUCCUGCAGAACGGCCUCAACAUCGAAAAGCCAUUCUUGGAAUCGCACCCCAAGACCAUUGUAAUUUCCGGCGUGUCUCUCAUCGGCAGCGCCGAACCAACCUCUGGCCACAUAGUACAGAAUGAACCCGACCGGCUCCUCAUCGGCGCUUUCCCGCACCCAUCCAUCUGCAUUGAUAACGCAUCGAAGAAAGCGCAGGGAUUUGUCGCUAUGUAUUCUGCAGGAGGAAAGACGGAUUGCAAGUAUUCACCAGAUGUGUUGCAUGAUCGCUGGCGCAAGCUAGUCUACAAUGCUUGCCUCAAUCCCAUAUGUGCGAUUACAGGAGUGGAUUCGGGGAGAAUCAGGUUGGCAGACGGGGGACUGGAAGGAUUAGUCAGACCCGCAAUGGGAGAGAUUGUCGCUGCUGCCAAGGCUGUAGCAAAUGUUGAGUUGGAAGAGGACGUGAUUGACAAGGUGAUCGAUACGGAUCCUAUGGAGAGCUGGGCGAAGCCGAGUAUGCAGCAGGAUCUUGAGAAGGGCAACUUCAUUGAACUCGAAAACCUGCUUGGUGAGCCCCUGCGCGAGGGCAAGAAAGCCGGUGUGCCGAUGCCGACGCUUGAGGUGCUAUAUCAAGUUGCGAGAGCGAUUCAGUGGCGCACAAAAGAGAGGAAAGGACUUGUAAAACUACCAGGCCAGUAG
This is a messenger RNA of Ascochyta rabiei, 1029 nucleotides long. RefSeq lists its product as uncharacterized. The coding region runs from base 1 to 1029 and encodes 342 amino acids. Gene Ontology annotation, molecular function: 2-dehydropantoate 2-reductase activity. Lineage: Eukaryota; Fungi; Ascomycota; Dothideomycetes; Pleosporales; Didymellaceae. The transcript has 3 exons. Gene Ontology annotation, biological process: pantothenate biosynthetic process. Gene Ontology annotation, cellular component: cytoplasm. The record is from RefSeq and is a predicted model, not a curated record.